Messenger RNA from Striga asiatica, 1605 nucleotides. NCBI's taxonomy places the organism in Eukaryota, Viridiplantae, Streptophyta, Magnoliopsida, Lamiales, Orobanchaceae. The record is from the annotation of a GenBank genome assembly.
GUAACCGUCUACUAUAUAUAAGAGGACUUAAGCGGCUGUAAACAAAACCCUCGAAUUUCCCUUUUCGGUGCCUGAGAUAAAUCUACGGCCGCCAUAGAAAAUCCGGUUAAGGUAGAACGAAAGAGAUGCCGGGAUUGACUUGCAACGCGUGCAACAAGGAAUUUGCAGAUGAUGUCGAGCAAAAACUCCAUUACAAAUCCGAGUGGCACCGAUACAACCUCAAACGCAAGGUGGCGGGUGUCCCAGGGGUGACUGAAGCGCUAUUCAUAGCCAGACAAUCUGCACUUGCAGCAGAAAAAAGAAAGAUAGAUGAGGCUCCCAUGGUUUACAGCUGUGGUCUUUGUGGUAAAGGGUAUAGAAGUUCUAAAGCCCACGCGCAGCACCUGAACUCCAAAACUCACUUUUUGAGGGCUUCUGAAGGGAGCAGCGGCAAUGGUGUCGGGAGUACAAUCAUAAAGCCUCUUACACGCCGUGCUCCAAAAGAGCCGUCUCAUCAUGCGGUGCAAGAAGAUGGGGAAAGUGAAGACAGUGAAUGGGAAGAAGUCGAUCCCGAAGAGGACUUAAUUGACGAGGCCCGUGAUUCAUUGGGAAAGCUUAAUGUGGAUGGGAACCCUUCAAAUGCUGACAUGGAUGAGGAUGAGGAUGCGGAGUUUGAGGACUUGGAUCCGUCUAGUUGUUUUAUGUGUGAUUUGGAGCAUGACACAAUCGAGAGCUGCAUGGUUCAUAUGCACAAGCAGCACGGGUUCUUCAUUCCCGAUGUUGAGUAUCUGAAAGAUCCCAAAGGUCUUCUCACAUACCUUGGCCUCAAGGUAAAGAGGGACUUUAUCUGUUUGUACUGCAACUGGAGAUGCCAUCCUUUCAGUAGUCUGGAAGCUGUUAGAAAGCACAUGGAAGCAAAAAGUCACUGCAAAGUGCACUAUGGUGAUGGAACUGAAGAUGAGGAAGCAGAACUGGAAGAAUUUUACGAUUACAGCAGCAGUUACGUGGAUGUUGACGGGAAGCAAAUAGUUGCUGUUGACGACUUGAAUAAUGCAAUUCAACUGGGUAGCGGUGGAUCGGAGCUGAUUAUAACCAGGCAAAAUGAUGGCUUGAAAUCAACUAAAAUGCUUGGCUCUCGGGAGUAUUUGAGAUACUACCGUCAGAAACCCCGCCCUACCUCUGCCAAUGGUGCCAUUACUGCAGCUUUAGCAUCAAGACUCCAAUCCAGAAAAAAAUCACUUGUUAAAGAGUGGCUUUUGGAAAUACCUGCCCUUCUCCUGUUUGCUUGUUCUUUGCUUGUUCUGGUAUAUAAGAGCAUGGGUCUGGCAACUGUGCAGUCGAGAGAAAAUAUGGUCCGGAUGAAAGUGAUCAAGGCAAUGAACAAGAAUGGUGUUGAGGUCAUGCGCUCUAAGAUUGGGAUGAAAAGUAAUGUCAUACGCAAUCUCCCCAAGAACGUCCCGUAUUAGUCUUUGCAGUUACUUUCUACUUGAACUUUGAAGACAUGAAGAACUCGGGUGUUUGAAAGCAAGUGAUGGGAUUAUUGCAGAGAGAACGAAGAACUCACAGACAAUUUUUCUAAUUUUCCAUAUCUGAUAAACAAUAACUGCUCGUACACGAGAUACACGA